Messenger RNA from Paramormyrops kingsleyae, 1769 nucleotides. RefSeq names its product transmembrane BAX inhibitor motif containing 4 (gene tmbim4). Gene Ontology annotation, cellular component: membrane. NCBI's taxonomy places the organism in Eukaryota, Metazoa, Chordata, Actinopteri, Osteoglossiformes, Mormyridae. The record is from RefSeq and is a predicted model, not a curated record. Gene Ontology annotation, biological process: negative regulation of apoptotic process.
UGGUCGAAGUUUGCACUUCCGGGUUUCCUUUGAUCAGUACAAAGCUGGACGUGUAACUGACGCAGCUCGCUCUUAGAUAAACAAGCGUAUUUGGUGCAGUAUAAUUUUGAUGUUUUUGGUUUCUCUUGUUUAAAAUGAGUGCGGAAAAGUACCCCCGGUCGUCCAUUGAGGAUGACUUUAAUUAUGGCACAAAUGUGGCGACGGCAAGCGUGCAGAUCCGAAUGGAUUUUCUGCGGAAGGUGUACUCCAUCCUCUCCAUCCAGAUAAUCCUGACCGCAGCUACAUCUGCCCUCUUUAUGUACUCUGACACAAUCAAGAACUUCAUUCACGCAUGCCCCUCCUUGGUGCUGGUGUCGGCAAUCGGCUCGCUGGGUCUGAUUUUCGCUCUAGCCAUCUACAGGCACCAGCACCCUAUCAACUUGUAUCUGCUUUUGGGAUUUACACUUCUGGAGGCAAUUUCUGUUGCUACUGCUGUGACCUUCUACGAGUACGCCGUGGUGUUUCAGGCCUUCGUGCUGACGGCGGCUGUGUUUCUGGGGCUGACUGCCUACACCUUCCAGUCAAGGAGAGAUUUCAGCAAGCUGGGAGCCGGACUGUUUAGUGUCCUGUGGGUUCUGAUCAUCGCCAGCUUUAUGAGACUCUUCUUCUACAAUGAGACAGUAGAGCUGGUAUUCGCCGGGGCAGGGGCCCUGCUCUUCUGCGGCUUCAUUAUCUACGACACACACCUGAUCAUGCACCAGCUCUCCCCAGAGGAACACAUCCUGGCCUCCAUCAACCUGUACCUGGACAUCAUCAACCUAUUCCUGCACAUCCUCCGCAUCCUGGAUUCUAUGAAGAAGAACUGAGCCCACCUGCUGCCCUCUAGUGGUGAAAGAUAACACUGGCUGGAGAAGAUUCCCUGACUUACAAAAAGUAAUCAGUUUGCCAGUGACUUUUACCUUUGUUCUGUAAUGUGUACAAAUUUUUCUGGGCAUCUCUUGAUCUAAUUAGUAGGGUGUUUAGAUUAGCUUGCAUUUUAAAGCAUAGAAUUGAUUACCGAGGGCUCAAAAAGCAUUAUGCAUUACCCUAGAAGUAAUUCAAAUAAAACUUAGCACAGCAUAACUUAAAUUGAUGAUCUGAUCAUAGCAGUCAGUAAAGUUAAAAUGAAUGCUCUAGCUUGGUUUACCAAGACUGUUUCAUGAACAGAAUAAGUGAAUACUUUGGACUAUUCCUUUAGUGAUUGAUAUAUAUAUAAAUAAAUAAAUAAAUAAAUAAAUAAAAUUCUUUACCAAUUAUCCAUCUUGCUUGGCAGAUUAGUAGUAAGUGUGUUUGUUAUACUAGUGAAAGUGUUUAGGGGAAUAUGAAUGUGGAAAAAAAUUGUACUAUGGGACCACAGUUAGAUUAGUUUAAAUAUUUAAAAAAUUGCUUUGUACUGGUGACUGCAGCUGGUGGUUUUAUUCUUAAGAUAUGUAUUACACCAGUACAAAUUCCCCACAUAAGUUCAUAAAUAUGUUUUAUGAGCGUUAAUAUUUAUUUUAAUUCUCUUUUUAUUAAGCUGUAUUAAAUUAUAAGUGGUGUUAAAGGGAUACAUUAAGGGGAGGUGUGUGCUUACACUAAGGAUUUGCAUCAGAAUAUAUCAUUUGAGUUUCUCUUUACAUACAUUUAUAAUGAAGACCGCAAGUGCAAUAUUAAUUAUAAUAAGUAAUGUAGUGACAUAUGUUUAAAUUGUGACCCUGUUAUGAGUAUGUGUAUGUUGGUGUUCAAAAUAAACAGCCAUGUGAAAGUCUGGA